Messenger RNA from Cottoperca gobio, 5803 nucleotides. RefSeq names its product SMAD family member 2 (gene smad2). The record is from RefSeq and is a predicted model, not a curated record. The transcript is spliced from 11 exons. Lineage: Eukaryota; Metazoa; Chordata; Actinopteri; Perciformes; Bovichtidae. The coding region runs from base 504 to 1928 and encodes 474 amino acids. Gene Ontology annotation, cellular component: heteromeric SMAD protein complex. Gene Ontology annotation, molecular function: I-SMAD binding; DNA-binding transcription factor activity, RNA polymerase II-specific; RNA polymerase II cis-regulatory region sequence-specific DNA binding. Gene Ontology annotation, biological process: anatomical structure morphogenesis; SMAD protein signal transduction; positive regulation of transcription by RNA polymerase II.
ACCCCAGGAAACAGCCAAUAGGAAGAGAGAGGAGGCGGGAUAUUGUGGCGUUGUGCUGCCGUUCAUGUUUAGCGUGAAGCGAUACAUGUUUGGUUGAGCUUUGUAUGAGGGGCCAUCAUCCCGGCGGCUCGGAGGUGGAAAAUACAGUUUAAAGUCUCUCUGGAUGUGUUUAAGAUGAACAAGCAGGCUUUUCUGACAGGUACCUAAGUGACCAUUAGGCGCCCUUUCACAUCCUCGUGGGGUUUCUUUGGAUGUACUUGGCGCUCACUUUCCAUCUGAUGUUUCCCAGGACUCCUCAAGACCAAUGUCUUAGUUCUGACUAGACAUUAAUAAAAAAAAAAACAUAAGCAUAUAUUUGUUUAUAAAUAAAUAAAAUCUUCAGUAGGAACUGAGACAACAACUCCACAUCUCCUUCCCCUCUCCCCUUUCUCUUUACAUCAGAUUAAAAGGGAAUCAAAAUACACAUAAAACCCACAAACGUAUACAUUCACAUACAAGCCACCAUGUCCUCCAUCCUUCCCUUCACUCCCCCGGUAGUGAAGCGCCUCCUGGGAUGGAAGAAGACUCCAGCAGGGAGUGGAGGAGCAGGAGGAGGCAUUGGAGGAGUAGGAGAGCAGAACGGAGGAGGGCAGGAGGAGAAAUGGUGUGAAAAGGCCGUGAAGAGCUUGGUGAAGAAGCUGAAGAAGACUGGGCAGCUGGAUGAGCUCGAGAAAGCCAUCAGCACGCAGAAUAGCAACACAAAGUGUGUCACCAUACCCAGUAAUUGCUCAGAUCUAUGGGGUCUAGGCUCAGGCCACACGAUAGAGCAGUGGGACUCUUCAGGCAUGUACGGAUACCCUGGCCACAGCAGGUCACUGGACGGGCGUCUUCAGGUGUCCCAUCGUAAGGGCCUGCCCCACGUCAUCUACUGCCGCCUGUGGAGAUGGCCCGACCUUCACAGUCAUCAUGAGCUGAGGGCUAUCGACUCCUGCCAGUUCGCCUUCAACCUCAAAAAGGAUGAAGUGUGUGUCAACCCCUACCAUUACCAGAGAGUGGAGACGCCUGUGCUGCCUCCGGUGUUGGUGCCACGCCACACAGAGAUCCUGACGGAGCUUCCACCUCUAGACGACUUUACAAACUCCAUCCCCGAAAAUACCAACUUCCCUGCCGGCAUAGACCCUCCUAACAACUAUAUACCAGAGACUCCUCCACCCGGCUACAUCAGUGAAGAUGGAGAGAACAGCGACCAACAGAUGAAUCAAAGUAUUGAAUCAGGUUCACCAGCAGAACUGUCACCCGACGCCCUGUCACCUGUCAAUCAUGGCCUGGACCUUCAGCCAGUUACCUACAGUGAACCAGCUUUCUGGUGCUCGAUAGCCUACUAUGAGCUAAACCAGCGGGUCGGAGAGACGUUCCACGCCUCGCAGCCGUCUCUGACAGUAGAUGGCUUCACCGACCCCUCCAACUCUGAACGCUUCUGUCUAGGGCUUCUCAGCAAUGUCAACAGGAACGCAACUGUUGAAAUGACAAGGAGACAUAUAGGUCGUGGUGUAAGGUUGUAUUACAUCGGAGGGGAGGUGUUCGCAGAGUGCCUCAGCGACAGUGCCAUUUUUGUCCAGAGUCCCAACUGCAACCAGCGAUACGGCUGGCACCCUGCCACAGUCUGCAAGAUACCACCAGGCUGUAAUCUGAAGAUUUUUAACAACCAGGAGUUUGCUGCACUGCUGGCUCAGUCAGUCAAUCAGGGGUUUGAGGCAGUCUACCAACUAACCAGGAUGUGCACCAUCAGAAUGAGCUUCGUCAAGGGCUGGGGAGCAGAGUACAGACGUCAGACAGUGACCAGCACUCCCUGUUGGAUUGAGCUGCAUCUCAACGGCCCCCUCCAGUGGUUGGAUAAGGUGCUGACCCAGAUGGGUUCACCAUCAGUGCGCUGCUCCAGUAUGUCCUAAACGGGGUUCUGCUGCUGCCUGCGCAAAGUCAAUCAGACAUUUCACAACAUUUGACCAGGAAGACCACCAUGCAGUCUUAAACUGAUUCUCCAACAUUACCAUUUAGAAAAAAAGGAUUACACAAUGGACCUGGAGGAUGGGAGAAUGACGUCGCCAAUGGACAAUAGUGGAAUCUUGACAAUGAUGUCCCAGUGGGCCUGAUCCCCUUUGGCUCUGUUGGAUUAACGUAAGGAUGACAUUCCAGUAAUAAUGGACCUAAUAAUUGAAAUCACCCUGCAAUAUCAAAAAGACGAGAGUGAUGUCAAAAUGGACCAGACUGCAUUCAUGUUUUUGGUAUUUGACUGAGGCUCUGAUCCAGAAAGACAAAGCAGGACAGAGUUUUACCGUCCCUGGGUUCGAGCGUGUGACCUUCUUGCUCCAGGGAAGUCUCUCCAACCACUAGUCCAUCUUACUGCUUCACUACCUACCUAUCAAGAUCUCUGUUUACACAAGGUUGACCAACAGUAGUACUGCCACUCCAGGCUCAUGUUCAACCAAAGUCAGCUCCAACACCUGGACAUUACAUUUUGUUUCACGGUUUUUGGUGACCAAACUUCUAUUCAAAUUUUUAAUCUGAGAUUUUGACAUUUUUGCUUUUCUCCUAAUCAGUCCAGUGUUGUCGUGAUCACAGACCUGAGUGCGCCGGACUGACGGUCUUCAGCUCUGAAGGUGGUGACACCUGAGAGAGCAUGUGGAUGUCUAUAAUAGAAUUACAUACCCUGUCUUCACAUGUUGCACACACAUUACACACUGUAACGCAUACGUGUGUGUGUGUGUGUGUGUGUGUGUGUGUGUGUGUGUGUGUGUGUGUGUGUGUGUGGUCCCAUUCAAACGUGAGUGCAGUGGGGUAGAUGUUUGGAGCAGAGCUGAAACGGCUGCUAGUCAGCAGAGAUAACUGGAAUGAGUAAAUUGAGACAUUCUCAGCGUGUAGUGCAUGUCCCUCCUCUGGUACUAAACACAAUUUUUUAACUUGUUUUCACACCGUAACAAAGGCUUACAAAGUUUGCCCCUUAUGGUAUUUGAGGCCCAACAAUUUGCACUGACUCUCUGUUUCCCCCCCCCCCCCCCCUGCACGCUCUCACUCUCUUACAUUAACUUUUUACAAUUAUAGCAUCUUUUGCUUAUGAAGGUUUGUAUUUUGGACUUUGAGAUGUGGAUUAGGACUCCGUAUAAAUGCAAUUCAAGAAUCUAAGCCUCAGUGUCGCCUCCUGCUGUCUAAACGGGAAAGAAAAUCUAAACACCCAUCACUUAUGUUCCACUGCUGUAGACAUUGCGCAAGUCUCUCUUGAUUAUAUGCUCGGACUGAUGCACGGCUUCCCCAUUAUUGAAGUUUUAUUGAAAGGAAAACAAGUCCUGCAGUGUAGGACUUUAAAAAUGGCUUCUAUACUGUACUUGCACUGCCCCAAAUUAUGCACACUUGAUAUUGCUACAAGAAAGUUGCCUUUUGAUGUCAAAUACAGCAAGAUAUGCUUUGAAAUGUACAGAUAGGAAUGUUGAAAAGCCCAAUUGACAAUUACUAAAGAUAUCUUCCAUAUUUUUAAGAAUGUUCACUAUAAAGAGUUUUUUCCCGUAUAUUGUCAUAAUUAGCUUAUUAAAGAGAAUUUGAUUUUAAUAAAAUGUCUUUCCCCGAUCUAAAAGCCAGCUGGUACCUGCAUCGAUAUUUUAGGGUCAAAAUCUUAAGUAUUUAAGCUUUACGUAUUUGACAAGCUAGUUAUACUGCACAGCUAUUAUUUUCUUGACACAUUCUUUAAAUACAUUGUAUUUUCAUGUAUUUUUUAUAUAUGAAUAUAUUUAAAAUCUUCAAAGCUUUCUUCCCUUUUAUUAGAAUUCAAUAUUUUUUUAGAAUAUGCCCUCAGUUUGAAAUGAUCACAGCUUGAUGAUGAUUUAUGAAGUAUGUAGCAUAGGAUAUAAAAUUUCACUGAAUUUCCCACAGUUCAAAUGUUGUGACUGAGAGGCCAAGUCAUCAUAAUUACAUCCUCCUUUUCUUCAAAACCUGAGUUGGCUGCUAAAAUGGUAAAAGUGAUUUGUGAAUUUUGGAAUCUAUCGGCUGUUAUAACUGGUGAAUAAGUUAAUUUCUGGACUUUACUCUUACACAUUUUUCAGCUCUAUGGGUGUGACUCAAAUUAUGAUAGUGCUGUCCCAAAGACUGAAUGCAUGUAUUUAAAGUGUGUCCUGUACAAACAAAUCAAUACCUUGUUUAAAAACAUACAAACUAAAUUAAAUCUUGACUUUUUGGACAUAUUAGGACUUAAAUCCAGCAGCUGGGCAAUGCAGUAUUACUUUCCAUUAUCAAAGCUCUGACUGUGGAAAGGGAAUUUGUUGAACUGUGUCUUGCUUUAGCAACAUGGGACAUUACAGUACACAGUGUGAAAGCUGCUGCAAAUGACUCCUUAUGUAUGGGUGUACAGUGUUAAGUUACUGUGAGCGGGUUUACAUGCACACGUGUUAUUAUGAUAUAUCCCAUUCAAGGCCUCUUUACUCGAAGUGAAUUCCUCACAUGUAUACCAACACAUUAGCAGAAUGUUGGCACGGAAAAUGGGAUGUGUAAAUUGGACUGGGGCGUAUACUUGCCUCACAGUCUUGGUGCAUACUGUCACAUUCCAGAAAGCUUGUUGGACUGAAAGAAACCUGACAGUGGUCUUAACUUGAUGCACAGUAUUGCUGGUGUGCAUGUAAACACAUUCACAUGUUCUAUUUGAUUACUUACUACUGCAACAUGUAAGGGGAAUGUUGACGUAUAAUGGCUGAGAUAAGAAGUCCAGAAAUCCUGGUGUUUAUCAUGCAUAUUGUCAGCAUCCUGCACAGAUUUAAUGAUUCAAGUUUCCGUUAAUACACACUUGAUAGAAGACAUCCACUCCUACAGGGUGACGUAAUUUAGCACUUGGCCCAAACUGAAAGAUCAUCAAUUUUGAAAGAUCCUGCAGGACAACCUGUUUUCUUAUGUUGGUCUGACCCCGGCAAAUUAUGAACUUUGCUUUUUUUUUUUAGGAAAACCAUUUUCUUCAAUUUUUUUUAUAGUUCUCACUUGUAGCCAAACUGAGACCAGCCACAUGCAGUGAUAUUUCUUUCUGUAUGUAUAUCUAUCUGUCCUAUCCUGUCUUUUGCUGGUCUGUCUUUUAAUUUUUUCAUUUAUUAUGAAAAUAGUUGACUGGAAGUUGGUACACAUGAAAUAAAAAUACGGUGUUACCUUUUUAGUUGUAUCAUUGCUCACCCACAUGUUUGUUCUAUGCAGUGACAUCAAAUACUUUGGACUGUGUACUCCAACACAUUCCUCCGUAAUGUGUAUUUUCUGAUUGCUAGACAUGCCGUUUUAUGCAUAUUGCCAGGGUCCAGCAAAAGCCUUUAUCAACUUUUUAUUUUAUUUAAAGAGUGCCACCCAACAGUGCACCCUUGAUCACUUCCUGAGAUUUCUGUUUUGGAGAUGGAAGAUGAGACCAAAUGAGGUUUCAUGCAAACUACAUCCAAACAUUUUGAGGAACCACAUUCCUAUUUACAGAUUACAUAUUGUAUUUGUUUUUCUUAUUGUGAUGACAAUUGUAUAUCCCCAAACAAGCCUCUUUCUGAUGAAUUUCAUAAAGAGAAUGUGGCUUUUUGGAGAAAGUGAAGUUUCUACAUGUCACUGGUGAUGUUAUUGUGUAAUUGUACUUUUAUUUGACCAUACAUGCUGUUCCCUUUUCUUGCUAUCAACGGAGCAUAUUCCAUUAGACAACAUGCAGUUAGGAUUUCUGUCUUCUUUAAACACUGAUGACGAUCUUCAAAGGCUUUCCAACUAAUCUUCAUAUACAGACAACUUCUUACAGUGUACACUAAUAAAGCUGUUUUAAUUCAACUGAAAA